Messenger RNA from Hypomesus transpacificus, 2961 nucleotides. RefSeq names its product TRIO and F-actin binding protein b (gene triobpb). Gene Ontology annotation, molecular function: actin filament binding. The record is from RefSeq and is a predicted model, not a curated record. The transcript has 13 exons. NCBI's taxonomy places the organism in Eukaryota, Metazoa, Chordata, Actinopteri, Osmeriformes, Osmeridae. Gene Ontology annotation, biological process: actin filament organization; positive regulation of substrate adhesion-dependent cell spreading. Gene Ontology annotation, cellular component: actin cytoskeleton. The coding region runs from base 418 to 2058 and encodes 546 amino acids.
UCCGCCCCGGAAGUGGCAAACAGGGCGAGAGUGCAGAUCUCGCUUCAGUUGAACUGACUGCCUGAAAGUUGUGAAAUUGAGGAUAUGCAGUUGAAUGCGAAAAAAGCUUCAGUUUAGUUUGUAAUCGUACCCCAUUUUGUGCACCAAUUAGUUAGGGAAAGGGCGCAUUGAAUGAUAAGAUACGCUUCAUCGAUAACAGAUACGUAGAAAUGGCGGGUUUUGUUUUAAUUUCGCGUAGCCUCCAGCGGGCAGACAAGUUUUUACCCGAACGGAUUAGUUAGAAAGUUGAGUCGGUAUCCUCGGCCAGCUUAUCUACCAAAUGUACUUGUUGGUCAAGUAGGCCUAUAAACUUUUUUUAAGUAAUAAUUCAUUCCUUCUAUUAAUUUCUCUCUCGUACGCUGACCGGACCCAACAAUCAUGACGCCCGACCUCCUCAACUUCAAGAAGGGGUGGAUGUCGAAACUGGACGACCACGGAGAGUGGAAGAAGCACUGGUUUGUGCUGACAGACGCUGGUCUGAGGUACUACAGAGACUCUGGGGCUGAGGAGAAAGACGACCUGGACGGAGAGAUCGACCUCAAGUCCUGCGUCAAGGUGUCUGAGUUUGACGUGGAGAAGAACUACGGCUUUCAGAUCCAGACGCGCGAGGUGGUGGUCACGCUGUCGGCCAUGACGGCUGGGAUCAGGAGGAACUGGAUCGAGGUGUUGAGGAAGAGCAUCCGGCCCAGCACGUCCCCGGACCUCACACAGCUGCCAGACAGCAGCAGUGACAAGGAGAACUCCCACGCUCGCUCCCUGACCCCCUCCUCCCGCCGCCCCUCCACCCGCCACGGGGAGCUGAGGACCGAAGUCCCCCCCGCCGCCCGGAGGUUCGACUACGUGGAGCUCUCUCCAGUCCCCGCCCUCGCCAGUCCCCUACCGGCCACUCAGAGAGAGGCGGGGGAAGGCCAGGGCAGGGAGCACGCCCAAUGGCAGGAGGAGAGGAACCGGGACGCCACCAGCAGCCAAUGGGAGGCGGUGUUGUCGAGGAAGGGGCCCGGCCUCGGUUCAGACCCCAGGCUACGGAUGGAGACGGAGAUAGAGAGGAAGUGGGCGGAGUUUGAGCGCCUGCCCCUGAAGGAGAUGAGGUCGUUGCCACCAAUGGGCUCACGGCCCGUCGGGCUUCCAGCCAAUGAGGCGCUGCAGAGGGAGGUGGCGUCUCUGAGGCAGCAGCUGGAGCGUUUGCGGGGGGGAGGGGGGGGAGGAGGAGGAGGGGGAGGAGGCAGUCCGGAGGCGCCAUGGGGGCGGAGCCUGGAGGCCAUGGAGCGUGCCCACCGGCAGGCACUGGAGGAGCUGCAGAAACAACAUGGCCGCCAGACCAGGGAACUGGAGGCGGAGAGAGACCGGCUGCUGGAGGAAGAGACCCAGGCCACAGCACAAGUGAUGGAGGCACUAAAGAAGGCCCACAAGGAGGAGCUGGAGAGGGAGGUGGAGAUGGCCAGGAGGAUGGGGGGCGGAGCCGACCCACAAACCUUGCGUGGCCAACAGCAGGCAGAGCAUCAGGCCCUCCAGAGGGAGCUGGCCGCUCUGUCAGAGCGCUACUCUCACAAGUGUCUGGCGCUGAACCGCGCCCAGCAGAGCAGCGCGGAGAUCGAGCGACAAACCAGCCUGAAGGAGAGAGACAUGGAGCAGCUGAGGAAGGAGAACCAGGACCUCCAGACGCGCCUGGCCCAGGAGAUGACCAGCAUGCUCUCCUUCGCCGCGGGACCUGGAUCGGAGCGCAUCACCACCAGCAACCACCACCAGGACAGGACUUCCACUGAACAGGAGGUCCUCCUCAGGGUGAAGGAGAACGAGGUCCAGUACCUGCAUAAGGAGAUCAGCUGCCUCAGAAAGGAGCUCCAGUUCCUGACCUCGGAGAAGGGCGUGGCCUGCGAGCGCUCCGAAGAGCUCCAGGGGGAGCUGAGCAGCCUGAAGAGCCGGAGCGAGCGUGAGCUCCAGGGUGUGAGGGAGCACCUGAGGCUGGCCAUGGCUGCCCUACACGAGGGCCAGAUCCUGGGGAACAGCCUGGAGCACUGAGACCCCCCACCACCAGCCCUGGAGAGAGUUCCACGGGCACAGAGAUGGCGGCUGGGAGCAGAGGAGGAGGAGGAGGAGGAAGGCCUGGAGGCAGACUGGCUGAGAGGGACUGCGAUAAUGCCUUAACUGUAAACCAUGCAGCCAAUAAGAAGCUUAGACUAGGAAUCAUCUGAUCGACAAUCGGUCAUAUUACACUGGGUCGCGCAUUAUAAGUAUCUGCACUUUUGUCUUUUUUUUUUUUUCUACUUCCGUUUUGUGAGUGUGCGAGAGGGUGUGAUUGAGUGAACAUUUUGGUCUAAGAAACUGGAAUAUUUGAGGACAGACAUUCUUCCCGGUGGUUGAUAAACGAGAGAGAACACGACAUGCGACAGUACAGCACAGCGUUUUACGUACCCACAAAUUGACAGUCUCUCCGCUGGAAAAAUGGUCCGACCCCGAGCCCUACAUCCGCUGCAGCGCAACGUCCGGAUUGGUCGAUAGAUGACACUGCAUAGGUUAUACAUGGUCUUCCCUCAUGUCUCAAGUGAGAGGAAGCAGGUCUUGGGGCAUAGUAGGUUCCUCAGCUUGCUGGUGAAGACUGCAGGAUCUAAUCACGGAGUUAGCAUUUAGAUGGAAUACAGCAUUUCUUCAACAGAACUACUAGCAUGUCAUCGCCUGGCUUUGUACCUACUUGUAUCAUGUUUAGAAUGUUUGUUUCUCUCUUUUCUCCACCAUAAAUGGGAGCUUAAAUUGAUUGAUGUUAUCACGGUUUUAUUUUGAAAUGAAUGUUUUUUGUUGCUUUUAGUCAUUCCUCUUGGACUUUUGGAGAAUUAACUGUUUCCAUUGGGAUUCAUACAGGGAAAAACAGCCAAUUCCUGGAAAGCCAAUUAAUACUAAAUACAGUACUGAAUUUCAUGUACCUGC